UAGAUUCACUUCCGGAUGAGUAGUCUGCGCCUCCUUCCUUUACCAUCCAGUAAGAAGACAGAUAUGGCUGAAAUACCUGAAGUGUUGUGUUUUCUGAUUUUGUUUUUGUUCUGUGAUUUCGUGAAUGGUUUCUUUGGUGAGAGUUGUGGAACAGGAUCCUGUCUCUAUGGUUACCACUGCUGUAGCCAUUCCACAGGAUACUGCUGCCCUGACGGAUUUAUCUGCAGUGGCGCCAUCUGUAUCAGUCUAACGGUUAUCAUCGCCCCCGUUGUCUUCGGUGUGAUAUUCAUCAUUGUCAUAAUUAUCGUUAUCAUCGCCUGCAAAAAGAAAAGAGCUCGAGGUGUCGUUAUUGCUCCAAACACUAAUCCUGCUAUUAUCCAGCAGCAGACGACAGCUUAUCAAUAUGGACAACCUCAACCGGCAAAUUACACGUAUGGACAACCGGGCCUGGUGGGAUACUCCUCUUACCCGACAGCCCAGGGUCCACCCGGCUACCCCGGACAACCCCAAACUUCGUCCGAUCCUGCUUACCCACCUCAACCGGCUGUUUACAACCAGUAAAAUCCUGAAAACAGUGAUGGUCAACGAAAAUAACUAUAAAACAAUUUUUAAUCAAUAUCUCUCUCCAGUGUGUUUGCUUUGAAAAAUAUCUUGAAAUGGAGUGAAUUUGAAAAUGAACCAAAAAAUUUUUUUAUUAAACCUGUAAGAAUAAUAUAUUCUUUCAAAAUUGAACGGAUGGGUACAAAUAUUGAUCUUUGAAUGCAAAUAAUCAAUACACUACUUUCGAUCCGCUGAGGCGUACUGCUGCUUAUUAUUAUUUUGUUAAAUAGAAUUGAAUCACUUGUUUCUGUGUGUAACACCCUCCAUAAAUUUUGUUUAGUCUGAGCUAUUGAAUUUUGCGUUUCCAUUGAUAUCAUGAAAGUACAUUCUAUUUAACCAUAGAAUAUAAUGAAAGUACAUGUAUAUAUGGGUACAGUAUUUGAAACAAGAUCUAAAUUUUUUUUCUUCAGAAUUAAAUUGAUUCAAAGACCUAUUAAACUUCUGUAAUAUCGUUAGAAACAUGCUAUUCCAGUGAUUUUGAAUUUCUCAGUACUGGCCUGCAAUGAGCUCCCAGCCACAAUUGCUGUUGCUCCAAAAGUGUAUUUUUAUCUAUAUAUUUUUGUUAUUGUGUAUCAUGUAUCUAUUUUUGUGAGUCCAUGUUUAAUAUUUUAAAAGUUGUUAUAAAUGUAUAACUAAUGUGGAAAAUCUAUUUGAGAGAACUAUGAAGUUCAUUCUUCUAUGUAUCUGUCCUAAUAAGAUUUCUAAAUAUUGAUGUUUCAUUUUUAUGUGUCAGGGACGUGAAAUCUGUUUAUUAGAUUUCAGAAAAGAAUCGAUGACAUUUUUUCAAGAAACAUCUUGCUUAUUUAAUAUUUCUUGAAACAACAAUUAAAUAAAUAAUUUCAUUU
Messenger RNA from Saccostrea echinata, 1445 nucleotides. RefSeq names its product cysteine and tyrosine-rich protein 1-like. The transcript has 4 exons. Bases 16 to 561 code for a protein of 181 amino acids. Lineage: Eukaryota; Metazoa; Mollusca; Bivalvia; Ostreida; Ostreidae. The record is from RefSeq and is a predicted model, not a curated record.